AUGGGUCUCUUAUCAGACCCUGAAUACGGUUCUGUGAAAUGGGUUAGGAUACUCAAGAAGAUACAUGCUCCUCUAUGUUUCAUCUUUUAUAUAGCAGCGAUUGCUUGGUUCUUUAUGUUAGCGAAUAAAGAGUUUAAUAACGAGACGUAUUUCUCCGAAAACGCGUUACUACCCGGUCUUGUUACCAAUGAAUUUAAUGGUGAACAUUCAGCUAAUCAAUUCUUUAAGGAGUUUCGGCAGGAGCUUGAGGAGAAAUAUGAAGAUACCGAUGAAAUGCCGGUACCAUGGUUGGUCGCUAAAAUGUCGCAGUUGGAUUUAGAAGUCUACACUCAUAACUUUACGUUAAAUUAUCCUCUCGGACAGGGACAGGUCUUUAAAGGUACAAACGUGUAUGGAAUACUCCGUGCACCUCGGACAUCAUCGUUGGAAGCAUUAGUCGUGACCGCUCCUUAUCGUUCCCUAUCCAAUCACCAAAAGGGCACCGAGGCUGGAAUCGCUCUCAUGCUGGCUUUCGCACAGUUUGCACGACCACAAAAGUAUUGGGCAAAAGAUAUUAUAUUCCUAAUAACGGAACAUGAACAACUUGGAAUGCAAGCGUGGCUAGAAGCAUACCACGGCUUACAAAGAGACUCGGCUAGUUUCUACACAUCUCUUGACCCUGGCACAUUAAAGGGAAGAUCUGGGUCAAUACAGGCGGCGAUAAAUUUGGAAUUUCAUACUCCUAAGUUUAAAUACAUAGAAGUUAAAAUCGAAGGUCUAAACGGACAAUUACCUAACUUAGAUCUCGUGAACUUGGUGCACAAGCUCUGUGUGAAGUCUGGAAUACAUCAUUCAUAUAAAAAUAGCUACUCCUGGAUUCGAACUCGGAAUAAAAUGGACGAGUGGGUCAACGGUAUUUGGACAAUGCUUGGUAUGGUAUCGGCUCAAAUUGCUGGGGUACCCAACGGUAAUCAUGGAUUAUUUCACCGGUUUGGAAUCGAAGCGGUGACCCUCGAAGGUAGAGAUGCAGAUGACCCAGCGGGGAUACCUCCUAGAGCACAUACCCUAAGUUAUGGAAACUUUUACCGACUUGGUAUAACGUUGGAGAGUGUUUUACGUUCGUUGAAUAACCUUCUGGAAAGAUUCCAUCAGAGCUACUUUUUCUAUAUGCUGGCAGCUACUAACAGGUUUAUUUCUAUUGGUCAAUACAUGCCAUCCUUGUGUUUGCUAUGUGGAGCGAUGUUAGUACGAGCUCUGUCACUUUGGGUGACCCUGCAAAAAGAUUACGAUGAUCAAGUAGAACAACCGGACAAAAAAACCGAAAAAGAAGCACAAGAUGAUGAAGAUGAUGAUUUAAAAGAUGAAGUAGAAGAUGAAAUGUUAAAAGAUAAGAUAGAAAAAGAUAAAGAUACAGAUACAGGCUUUAGUGUUUUUAAUAUGGGCGGUAAUUAUUUGUUGGUGCAUCUCUUGGGCUACGGUGUUAUGAAUUCGCCGUUAUUAUUUAGUCAGAUUGGAGCAAAAUAUUUCGACCAGCCAUCAGAAGUGUCCGUAUUCUAUGGCCUCAUAGCAAUAUCUAUAUUAUUAAUAAUAAUAACGCCGUGUUUCCUGAAACUCCGAUCUUCUCUAACGUUUGAAGAAAUGUCAAGAAUUAAUAUAUUAUUAUUAAUAGAACUGUCGACAGCGUGCUUGGCUAUCGGUAUGCAUAAUUAUCCACUGGGAUUGUGCAUCGCUGCCCUCUAUACGCCAUUGGCUUUGAUAGUUGGAGUCAUAGAUCAGAAACGGAGCGGUUUCUGGCUUUACCUCAAGCGUAUCUUCUGUCUCGCUCUACACCCACUGUUCAUAGUUAGUCUCGCUCUGAUCGUGUAUUCGCGGGUUCUAUUCCCGGAGGAGUCACUCUUGUCUAUGGUCGGUCGAGGUCGAGACGCGGCGAUGCAGGCUGUCAUGUUUUCUAUUGUUGACUCUAUGAUAUACGGAAAUUGGCUGUUUAAUGUGGGGUCGACAGUCAUCCUGCCUACGUGGCUGUUAUUCUGGCAGAUAUUGUGCAAUCGUGUUGCAACAUAGAAAUAUUUUUUUGUGUGUUGCCAUUCCAAAGACUUAAUAAAGUUUUUUUAGUUCAAAA
Messenger RNA from Melitaea cinxia (Glanville fritillary), 2098 nucleotides. It is a transcript of the gene GAA1, whose product is annotated as glycosylphosphatidylinositol anchor attachment 1 protein. The coding region runs from base 1 to 2040 and encodes 679 amino acids. The transcript has 12 exons. Gene Ontology annotation, biological process: attachment of GPI anchor to protein. Gene Ontology annotation, cellular component: GPI-anchor transamidase complex; membrane. NCBI's taxonomy places the organism in Eukaryota, Metazoa, Arthropoda, Insecta, Lepidoptera, Nymphalidae. The record is from RefSeq and is a predicted model, not a curated record.